Messenger RNA from Elephantulus edwardii (Cape elephant shrew), 3651 nucleotides. RefSeq names its product OTU domain containing 4 (gene OTUD4). The record is from RefSeq and is a predicted model, not a curated record. Gene Ontology annotation, molecular function: cysteine-type deubiquitinase activity; K63-linked deubiquitinase activity. Bases 33 to 3164 code for a protein of 1043 amino acids. The transcript is spliced from 20 exons. Gene Ontology annotation, biological process: negative regulation of toll-like receptor signaling pathway; protein deubiquitination; negative regulation of interleukin-1-mediated signaling pathway. NCBI's taxonomy places the organism in Eukaryota, Metazoa, Chordata, Mammalia, Macroscelidea, Macroscelididae.
UGCACUCUCAGUCUCGCCAUGUUGAAGUUAGAAUGGCCUGCAUUCGCUAUCUUCGAGAGAACAGAGAGAAAUUUGAAGAGUUUAUAGAAGGGUCAUUUGAAGAAUAUUUAAAACGUUUGGAAAAUCCACAGGAAUGGGUUGGACAAGUGGAAAUAAGUGCCCUUUCUCUUAUGUACAGGAAGGAUUUUAUAAUUUAUCGAGAACCAAAUGUUUCUCCUUCACAAGUAACUGAAAAUAAUUUUCCUGAAAAGGUAUUACUGUGUUUUUCAAAUGGAAAUCAUUAUGAUAUUGUCUAUCCCAUAAAGUAUAAAGAAAGCUCAGCUAUGUGUCAGUCUCUCCUUUAUGAAUUGCUGUAUGAGAAGGUCUUUAAAACUGAUGUAAGUAAAAUCUUGAUGGGACUAGACUCCUCUGAAGUCCCUGAUGAAAACAACAGUGAUAUAUCGGAUUCAGAGGAUGAAAAUUGCAAGAUGAAAUCUACCACUUCUAAUGAUGUGAAUGGAUUUAAAACUUUGUCAGGCAAUCAGACUCUGAAGAACAGUGGGAACUCCACUAGUCCUCCUUUGUCUACAAAGGUUCUUAAAUCACUCAAUCCAGCAGUCUAUAGAAAUGUGGAAUAUGAAAUUUGGCUCCAGUCUAAACAAGCUCAACAAAAACGUGAUUAUUCCAUUGCUGCUGGCUUACAGUAUGAAGUUGGAGAUAAAUGUCAAGUUAGGUUAGAUCACAAUGGAAAAUUUUCUAAUACAGACACUCAAGGGGCUCAGUCUGAGAAUGGACCAGUUUUGGUUGAAGAAGCUGGAAAGAAGUACUCAACAAAGAACCUCAAGCCACCUCCCUCAGAAAGCUGGAACACAGUAUCAGGGAAAAAGAUGAAAAAACUUUCCAACUCUGGACAAAAUUUCCAUUCUGACAUGGAUUACAGAGGGCCAAAGAAUUCAAGCAAGCCAGUAAAAGCCCCAUCAGCACUACCUCCUCGACUGCAGCAUCCUUCUGGAGUAAGACAGCAUGCAUUCACUAGUCAUUCUUCAGGAUCACAGUCUCAGAAAUCCUCCAAUGAGCACAAAAGUCUUAGGACACCUGCACAGAUCAUAAGAAAAUCUGAUCGUGAGAAAACAGAAGAUUUUGAUCAUACAAGUCGAGAAUCUAACUAUUUUGGCCUCACCCCUGAAGAACGCAGAGAAAAGCAAGCAAUAGAAGAAUCUCGUUUACUUUAUGAGAUUCAGAACAGAGAUGAACAAGCUUUCCCAGCCCUUUCUAGCUCUUCAGUCAUUCAGUCAGCGCCUCAGGCUAGCAACCCGUGUGUCCAACGAAAGUCAUCACAUGUUAAUGAUAGGAAAGGAAACAGACGGAGAAUGGAUCCUGAAGAACGAAAAGAUAAAGAUCCUAUCCAUGGUCAUAAUCACUUGGAUAAGAAACCUGAACCAACCAUGUCAGAGAAUAUCAGUGGUGAUAAAUGUGCAAGAGUUUCAUCGCCAUCAAAAUCAAAGAAAUUAGAGUACCCAUCUCCUGUAGAACAAAAGCCAGCAGAACAUGUGUCUUUGUCAAAUCCACCUCCGCUUCUAGUUUCUCCAGAGGUACAUCUAACUCCUGUGGUGCCUUCUUUACCAGCCACUGUGCCAGCCUGGCCAAGCGAACCUGCAACUUUUGGACCAACAGGUGUUCCUGCUCAAAUUCCUGUUUUGUCAGUGACACAGACUUUGACCACUGGACAUGAUUCUGUUGUGUCACAAGCUCAGUUAACACCCUCUCCAGUCCCUGUGUCAAUACAGGCAGUUAACCAGCCCUUAAUGCCUUUGCCUCAGACAUUGGGCAUUUACCAGGACCCACUCUAUCCUGGUUUUCCUUGUAAUGAAAAGGGAGAUCGAGCCAUUGCACCACCUUAUUCACUGUGUCACACUGGGGAGGACUUGCCUAAAGAUAAGAACAUUCUCAGAUUCUUCUUCAAUCUUGGUGUGAAAGCAUAUAGUUGUCCGAUGUGGGCUCCACAUUCUUACCUGUAUCCUUUGCACCAAGCCUACCUGGCAGUCUGCAGGAUGUACCCAAAGGUCCCUUUUCCUGUUUAUCCUAAUAGUCACUGGUUCCAAGAAGCUCCUACUCAGAAUGAAGGUGAUUGUACCUGUGCAGAUGCACACUUUCCUAUGCAGCCUGAGACCAGUGUUAAUGGUCAGAUGCCACCAGCAGAGAUUGGAACACCAACAUUUUCGUCACCUCUGGUUAUUCCUCCAUCUCAGGUGUCUGAAAGCCAAGGAGAGUUGUCUUACCAGCCUGAUCUGGAUUCUGAGAACCCUGGUCAACUUAUUCAUGCUGAAUAUGAAGAGUCACUGAGUGGCAAGACUAUGUUCCCACAGCCGUCCUUUGGACCUAACCCAUUCUUAGGCCCAGUUCCCAUUGCACCUCCUUUCUUUCCUCAUGUUUGGUAUGGGUACCCCCCAUUUCAGGGAUAUGUGGAAAAUCCAGUAAUGAGACAGAAUAUUGUCCUGCCUUCUGAUGAGAAAGAAUUGGAUUUGCCCCUGGAAAGUCUGGACCUGUCUAAAGAGAGUGAUUCAGUGUCAGUGAAUGCGUUUCAGGAGGCUGGGGAUGAAGUUGCACCUCCUCUCCCAGAAGCAGCUAUGACCACUAAGCAUGAAGGCCGAGUGGAGCAGUCCUCCCAGACACCAAAGGCAGACCUGGCUUUGGCUUCCACUCCUCCAGUAUCAGAGGGAAAGGCUCAUCUUCCAACUCAUAUUUUAAAUAGAGAGAGAGGAACCAUUGUUGAACCUGAACCUAAAAGGACCAUUCCAAGUUUGAAAGAAAAAACAGAAAAAGUGAAAGAUCCUAAGACUAGUCCUGAUGUGGUUAGCCCUGGGGCCAACUCAGUGGACAACAGAGUGCAAAGACCAAAAGAAGAGAGUUCAGAAGAUGAAAAUGAAGUGUCUAAUAUUUUAAGAAGUGGCAGAUCCAAGCAGUUCUAUAAUCAAACUUUUGGAGGCAGGAAAUUCAAAAAUGAUUGGGGCUAUUCAGGUAGAGGAGGGUAUCAACAAGCAAGAGGGGAAGAAUCCUGGAAAGGGCAGCCCAGCAGAAACCGGGAUGAAGGUUACCAGUACCAUCGUAAUGCCAGAGGACGACCCUUCAGGGGAGAUAGGAGGAGGUCAGGGAUGGGAGAUGGCCAUCGGGGACAGCACACUUGAUAAUUGUUACGUGAGUGUUGUAGAGCAGACACCUUGAGGGGGGAAUGUUUUUGGAGGCGUUUAACAACAUAUUAAAAUAAAAUCCAGAUUGAAACUAUCUCCUCCUCUCCCCCUUGACCUUCACUCCCCUCCUGGACAAGAAAUUUUGGACAUAAAUUAGAAGGGCAGAUGAAUUCCUGGUAUUGCCAUUUUUCUUCACUCAGAAUGUGUUUAUCGGGUAACUGCCCCCAUAAAAAGUAGGAAAUAAGUUUGUUAAAGUAUUUUUUAUAAACAGCUUAAUAUAAAACAUAGAUUUAGUGUUUGGUUUUUUCCUUGUAUAAUAUGUUUGACUUCAAAUGUUGGAAAAGUGUGUUUUAUAUAGUGUUUAUUAAAGUGACAAGAAAUGUACCAUUUGACACACUAUAGAUUCCAAAACAUAACAUUGCACCAAAUAGAAAUGUCUAUUUUAUUAUUCAAUGCCUUAGUCAUAAACUGGGCUCAAACAAUU